Molecule: messenger RNA, 3610 nt
Organism: Labrus bergylta (ballan wrasse)
Lineage: Eukaryota; Metazoa; Chordata; Actinopteri; Labriformes; Labridae
Gene: riok3
Product: RIO kinase 3 (yeast)
Biological process (GO): protein phosphorylation
Molecular function (GO): protein serine/threonine kinase activity; ATP binding
Source: RefSeq, a predicted model, not a curated record
CCGCUUGUGCUAAGGUUCAGCUCAGUCAGUUGGGAAACAAACACCUCACUGAAAGCUUCUCUACCUCCUUUCAACCUUUGGUUAUUUUAAAAACCCGUUGUUACCAACUUUAAAAUCUAAUUUUCGUAUCUUCACCGAAGUGUCUACAGCUGUCCACAGGUCGUGUCAUAACGUGGGACGUCGUGUUUAAACUCGUUUUUCAGACACAGAAUCUGACCUCAGAACGUGCUAACGUUAGCUCAGCAGCUAGCCACCAUUAAACGUCGUAUAAAUCAUGGAUCAAGCGGUGGUCGCGGCACAAACACCAAAGAGUCCGUGGGGUUCAGUGGCCCCGGCGGCUCCAUCCUGCUCACUGGCUGAUGUGAUGAGUGAGCAGCUGGCUAAACAGCUGGACGAUGAAAACAACGCCUUCCCGACACUCACCGAUCCAGCAGCAGAUCUGUUGCUGUCAGAUGAUGCGGGUGAUACAACCAGUGACCUGAUGCUCGCUCAGAUGCUGCAGAUGCAGUUUGACCGCGAGUUUGAUAAUCAGCUCCGACUGGAGGAGAAGAAGUUCAACGGAGACAGCAAAGUGUCCAUCUCUUUUGAGAACUACCGUAUGGUCCAUCCCUAUGAAGACAGCGACAGCUCCGAGGACGAGGUGGACUGGCAGGACACGAGACACGACCCCUACAAAGCUGAUAAGCCCCAGACGACACCCAGGAGAGGCUUCACCGGCAAAGGCAAAAACAUCACAACCAAACACGACGAGGUGGUGUGCGGACGCAAGAACACGGCACGCAUGGACAACUUUGCUCCUGAGAUCCACGUCGGUGACGGCUUGGGGAUGGACCUGAAGCUGUCCAACCAGGUGUUCAACUCUCUGAAGCAGCACUGCCACAGCGAGCAGAGACGCAGCGCCAGGCUGCACGAGAAGAAGGAGCACUCCACAGCUGAACAAGCCGUGGACCCUCGCACUCGCCUGCUCAUGUACAAGAUGGUGAACUCCGGCGUGCUGGAGAACAUCAACGGAUGCAUCAGCACAGGAAAAGAGGCUGUCAUCUUCCACGCUAAUGGAGGGAGUCUGGAGGAGCAGCCCGUUCCCGACGAGGUGGUGCUGAAGGUUUUCAAGACGACACUGAACGAGUUUAAGAACAGAGACCGCUACAUCAAAGACGACUACCGCUUCAAAGAACGCUUCAGCAAACUGAACCCACGCAAGGUCAUCAAGCUGUGGGCCGAGAAGGAGAUGCACAACCUGGCCAGGAUGAAGAAGGCAGAGAUCCCCUGUCCAGAGGUGGUGCUGUUGAAGAAACACAUCCUGAUGAUGUCGUUCAUCGGUAAAGAUCACGUUCCUGCUCCCAAACUCAAAGACGUCACGUUGAGCUCGGAGGACAUGAAGAACGCUUUCUACCAGGUCCUACAUAUGAUGCAGGUGUUGUAUCAGGAGUGUAAUCUGGUUCAUGCUGAUCUGAGUGAAUACAACAUGCUGUGGCACGAGGGAAAGGUUUGGUUGAUUGAUGUCAGUCAGUCCAUCGAGCCCACCCACCCUCACGGCCUGGAGUUCCUCUUCAGAGACUGCAGGAACGUUUCAACGUUCUUCCAGAGGAGAGGGGUGAGCGAGGCGAUGAGUGUGUACGAACUUUUCAACGCCGUGAGCAACCUGAACAUCCCCGUUGGUGCCGAGGACGAGGCUGAGUUCAUGGCCGAGAUCGUGGUGUUGGAGAAGAGAAAUGAAGACCACGUGCAGAAGCGAGGAAAGAAAACCUUCCCUGUCUCCUCUGAAGACUGCGACCCUCCUUUAGAACCCGACGCCGAUGAUUAACGCCCCGUCCAGCUCGCUCUCUCUUCACGACCCCGCCGUGUUGAAAACGCCGCAACUAGGAGAUGAACGGAGGAGGCUCCUGGAGGACCCGGAGCCUCUCCCUCCAACUCUCCCACCACCCUUUUAACCCCCCACCCCCAACAACAACUGCCUCUUUUACUGAGGCAGGACGGAGCGCCUCCUCCUGGCUGCAGGAGGGACGAGUUUCACUGUGUUGGAUGUUGAAGUCGGAGCGUUCUGGCUGCUGAGAGGCACCGACAGAGUUUGCUGAGGCUGAGACCUCAUCUCUAAUCCUCCUGCCGAUACUGACCCACACUCUUUGUUCUGUUUUUCUUUUUUAAGAAUCAUGACCUCAGACAGACUGUAUUGAGAAUACAAACAAAUGAAUUUCAGCUUUGCUUAAACUCUCAGAGAUUUAAUUAAAUUUAAACUGAAAGUUUGUAAAGAUGGCCGCUGAGUCAGGCUGAACUUGAGGAACAUGAGGGAUAAACUAAGGUUGUCAAGGUAACGGAUUUAUAAACUUAGGUGUCGAUAUCUAUGACCUUAACUAGAAACAGAUCUGUUUCGAUACCAUGACAGCUAGUGCAAGUCAGAGGCUUAAGUUUCUCAAAGCUUCUGUACUAUAAUGCUAUCAAUCAUAAACAAUCAUGAAAGUAAUUGUAAAUUUAAGUCAUGUGGUAUGAAAAAGUAUCAAACAUUUUGGCAACCCUGGGUUCAACUAUCCAGAGGAUAACAAACUCUUUCCCUUUUUCAGGGCAUGGUAAAAGAUACAAUUAAAAGAAAGUCAGGUUUUAUUCAUCCUGUAGCAAGAAAUAAACUAGUUUUAAAGAGGGAGGGAGGAAAAAUUAAACUGUAUCGAUUCCACGUCAGCAAAAAUAGCAGUCCUAUUGGGUAAUUUUGUGUUAUCAUUAUCUCAAAAUUGCAAUCAAACUCCUGCACACUGUCUUAAUUGCCAGUUGCCAAUUUAUUUGUGCAAUUUAGACCGUGUGCAGGAGUUUCCUUGCUUCCACUGCUUAUCACCUGUCUUAGAAAAUAGAUGUAGCACUCGUCGAUAUUAUAGAAAGUUAAAAAAACAGGAAGAAUCGUUUAAAAACCUGUUAAAAAAGAAGAAGAAAAGUUUUGAAGUCAUAAAAAUGUUGACCACCUUAGUUUUUCUCACAGUCAUAAUUUCUCAAAGAUUCAACGAUACUUCAGUCUGAAUGACCAAAAAAUGCAUCAGGAAGUUUUUUUUCUUCCUAUUUAAGCUAAAAAAAAAGGGAGAUGCACACAAUGGGAAAUAAUGGUUUUCAGACUUCUUAAUAAUUUGAGAAUGGCUUUAUUAAUUUCUGAUUUAUUUUGAUUCAUUUUUUUUGUUCUUACUUUUACUCUGUCCAUUUUUAUUUGUAACUUCUGGGUCAGAUUUGGAGGGAGAGGUGUGAGAAGUCGCAGCAGUUUGGUCCUGUGUGUGUGUGUGGAAGCUAAAGCAGGGGGUUGAUACAUAUUUUGCUUACACUAGAAAUUAAAGCAGAAAAUUAACUGUUAGUAGUACUAUCAGACAAAUGCAAGUUAAUAAGAGUCAUGGCAGCAUCAUGUGUAGAAGAUAAAGAAAAAACAAUUGUUUGCCGUGAAAACGAUCAUAUGUGUAGCUCUUAGAUUGUAUGACUUCAUAUCGAAUAAUCUUCUUUAUUAGAGGUCUUUUCUGAGCUCAAUGGCUAAAAACAUGAGGUUUUCUUGUCAGUGCUGACACACUUGAACUCCUCACAUGAUGCUGGUUUUAUGGUGGAUUACUUCUCAUAAAUUGUGGUGACAAUAAAAGAUAAAGGUAAA